UAGUUUGUACAGACGUAAAUGUACAUUAAAACAGUGAGGAACAGCUGUUGUCAGAAAAGCAUAUCUAAGAACAGGCGAUACUGAUAUUAUUAUUAAUCGUCAACAGUUUUAUAAUAUACGCUUAGAUUAUUAGCAUUUAGUUGUUAUAUAUUUAAGAUGGAGUAUAGGUUCUCCUUCGCAAUAUUGUUGUUGUUUUUUAUAAGUACGAAUGAUUGUUUGAGGGCUGAAUGGCGUCGAUCAGUUGAAACUAGUUUUAUCGAAAGCAACAUGAACACGACGACUGACGUUACCAGCAAUCUAAACUACACCAUAGCAGACGAAGAUAUCAGUAAGUCAGUAGUAAACAAAACAACUGCAGAAGCUACAGAUAACAUUUCAUUUCCAGAAGGCUACUUUUGGCAAAUCAGUGACAUCCACUGGGACAAACAGUACGAACGGACAGGUGAUCCUCUAAAUAUGUGCCAUCUUUCCACGAAGGACUUUGAGGAUCAUGAUAAUGGACUGUACGGAAACUUUAGAUGUGAUAGUCCUUGGAAGUUAGUAAAAUCUGCUAUUGGUGCUAUGAGUGAAAUUCAUCCCAAACCUGAUUUCAUUUUUUGGACAGGUGACAACGUUCCUCACGUGUAUGACCCAGAACCUGAUUGGACAGAAGUCCACAGCCUAGUGAAGAACAUCACCCACCAGCUGACCAAGAAGUUUCCCGGUGUUCCCGUCUACCCAGUGUUAGGUAAUCACGACAGCAGCCCUUCUAAUAGCCUGCCUCCGAAGAAUAAGACACUGUAUAAGGAGUACCUGAGCAGGAGCGACUGGCAACUCCUCCUGCCGAAUACCACUUGGGAUACAUUUGUAACAGGUAAUGACUUAUCGAGAAGCGUGUUUAGACAAGUUUAG
Messenger RNA from Limulus polyphemus (Atlantic horseshoe crab), 891 nucleotides. RefSeq names its product acid sphingomyelinase-like phosphodiesterase 3b. Gene Ontology annotation, molecular function: hydrolase activity. The transcript is spliced from 3 exons. The record is from RefSeq and is a predicted model, not a curated record. Bases 157 to 891 code for a protein of 244 amino acids. Lineage: Eukaryota; Metazoa; Arthropoda; Merostomata; Xiphosura; Limulidae.